CUCGGUGCCGAGCAUUCCACGUGCGCGAACUUCAACAAGUUGCAACUGCUCGCCUCUACACGCUAUCCGUCCCUUACUGCGUCUAAACCACAUACAAUAGUAUAUUCCGGGAUCGGUGAAGUGCAAUGUCCGACAGUCUGGCGGAUAUUCAGGGGAAAAAACCGAAGGUCCUAUUGGCAGACGGAGAGGAGAGAGAAGUGAGCAGCCAAACGAGUUCAAGCAAGUACAAGGUUAAGAGGACGGGAGACCAUUAUUACUGCACAUGUCCAGCUUGGCGAAUGCAGAGUUCAUCACCAAUCGACGCUAGGUCAUGUAAACACUUAAAAUCUUUGCUCGGUGAGGAAUACGAAAAUGCUCGAGUGGAAUGGAAAAAUCCUGGGGCUUCGAAGUCAAAAGGCACUGCUAAGAAAGGUGGUAAAGCGGCAACUUCGAAAGCUGCUAAGGCGUCAACUUCAAAGAAGCGGAAAAAUGACCAGGAAGAUGCCUCGGGCGAAGGUGACCAGCCUUCGAGAAAGAGGUCAAAGGGUCCCAAUGAAAGGGAAAGUGAGGCGAUAGGCGAGGAGGACGCCAACGAUGAAGACGAUGAGGACGAUGAGGACGAUUCAGCGAAGAAGAAACCAGACCUGCUUCUUGCGGUCAAAUGGGAUCUUGAUGGACAGGAUCCGGCUGGGUGGUGGGCGAGUGAGAAGCUUGACGGAGUCCGAGCUUACUAUGAUGGAAAGCGUCUUAUCAGCCGACUUGGAAAUCCAUUUGCAGCACCGCAAUGGUUCUUGGAUGAGCUGCCAAAGAAUAUAACCUUGGAUGGGGAGCUCUUUGCUGGGCGACGCAACUUCCAGGACGUUGUGUCGAUUGUUAGAGCGGCGAACUCACCAUCUUGGAAGGAGGUCAAAUACCAUAUCUUCGAUGUCCCUAGUGCGGGGAACGAGCCUUUUGAGCAACGUAUGAGCAUACUGAGCAAAACGUUCCUGGAUGGUUCCGAUACAUCCGAAGAGGGGGCAAGAUUUACUGGGAAAUCUAAAGUCGACCACGUCAUCGUUGAGCAACAGACGAUCGUAAGGGAUCGAGACCAUGUGUUGGAAAUGCUGAAAGAGGUGGAAUCUCGUGGUGGAGAGGGGCUCAUGUUGCGUGAACCCGGGUCAUUAUACGUGGGAACGCGAUCCAACACGUUGCUCAAGGUCAAGACCUUUUACGACGCGGAGGCAAGGGUGAUAGGUUACACAAAGGGUAAGGGUAAGCAUGCCGGCAAAACUGGCGCAUUGCUGUGUGAGAUGGCCUCUGGGAAGAAAUUCAGCGUGGGGUCUGGAUUGUCUGACAAGCAACGAGCCAAUCCGCCAUCGAUUGGUUCUAUCAUUGUGUAUCGCUUCCAGGAAUUGACUCGUGAUGGCGUACCCAGAUUCCCCACGUUUGCCGGCGAGUCUGCGGACAAGACGGAACCUAAAGAUGUGGUCGUCAAAGCAUAGAGGCACAUAUCUCCCGCUGGUUCUGAACAAUUGAUGCUCGGGUCUGCCCUGACUUAUCGUGAUCAUCAAGAACCCAGCGGUCUUGGAUCAACCCCUUUCUCGCCUAUCAUCUCUUGCCCCAAUCAUACGCGCCCUUGUUUGGUCGCACGACUCGUUGAAAAUAAGUUUCUGCUCCUGAUUCCCGUACUCCAAGUGUCAUGCCAACCACGCCUUUGUGCUGGCUUUGGAUAGUUAGAAAAAGGCAUACCCACUUAACACAGUCAUUCUAGUUUCUUCCCCACC
Messenger RNA from Cantharellus anzutake, 1742 nucleotides. RefSeq names its product DNA ligase/mRNA capping enzyme. Bases 126 to 1460 code for a protein of 444 amino acids. The transcript is spliced from 13 exons. NCBI's taxonomy places the organism in Eukaryota, Fungi, Basidiomycota, Agaricomycetes, Cantharellales, Hydnaceae. Gene Ontology annotation, molecular function: ATP binding; zinc ion binding; DNA ligase (ATP) activity. Gene Ontology annotation, biological process: DNA repair; DNA recombination. The record is from RefSeq and is a predicted model, not a curated record.